Molecule: messenger RNA, 582 nt
Organism: Hirsutella rhossiliensis
Lineage: Eukaryota; Fungi; Ascomycota; Sordariomycetes; Hypocreales; Ophiocordycipitaceae
Product: platelet-activating factor acetylhydrolase, isoform II domain-containing protein
Exons: 2
Coding region: 1-582 (193 amino acids)
Source: RefSeq, a predicted model, not a curated record
AUGCCUCCGGACAUAGCAUCCAUCGAGGAUGCAGUUCUGGACGCCUACCUCGGGUCUGUUGGCUGGCCGGAGGGCAUCCUUUCGAGCUUGGAGCUGGCGCUGUGCUGCAAGGUUCAUCGGCGCCAUUCGCCGAGCCAACGAUUUCCCAAAUUGCUCUAUGGGACGGGAUUGAAUAUAUCGCGGCUAUUCUACUCGGCUAUGGCCCAGCACUUGGCCAGCAUGGGCUUUGAAGUUAUCGCCAUGGACCACCUCUAUGAGACGGACGUGGUUCAGUUUGCAAACGGCGAGCUUGUCUUUCGAGGUCGCAUAGGUAGGGACUCGGGAGAUGAUGACGCCAAGGCUCGCGGACUCGACGUUGAUGCAUCCUUCGUCAUGGACUUUUCGACUUUCAAAUGGCUGUCUACGUCGCCCAAUCCGGCCAUGCUCAGCAAGCCAAGCAUUCUCGGUGGCGUCAAUCUAGAUGGGGAGCUCUGGGGAGGAGUCAGAAAGCUAGGCGUCUCCCGGCCCUUUCUCUUCAUGGGCGCUGAGGACCAUAACACAACUUCUUUCCCUGGCUGGAGCGAGUUUUGCAAGGCAAUGUAG